AUGGACUACGAGGGCUUGAAGGACCAAUGGAGCGAUGUCGAGGAUCGCGAUGGAAUCAGGCUGAGCUGGAACACAUUUCCAAGCUCCCGAAUGGUAAGCCCUGUGCGAGAUGUGUCUGUCCCUGUGCCGGUAUUGAGCUGUCAACAGGAAGCGUCCCGACUCGUCGUCCCUAUCGGUGCCGUCUACACCCCUUUAAAGGAGAGACCAGAUGCCCCCCUCCUGCAAUAUGAGCCAGUGACUUGCAAGGCGCCCUGUCGGGCGGUUCUGAACCCUUAUGCGAACGUCGACGUGCGCGCCCGCAUCUGGAUAUGCCCUUUCUGUCUCAUGAGAAACCCACUUCCGCCACACUACAAGGAUAUCACAGAGAGUACGAUACCUCCGGAGCUUCAUCCCCUGAGCACAACAAUUGAAUAUCAACUCGCUCGUCCCGCUCCCGCUCCUCCGAUCUUCGUGUUCGUCGUCGACACCUGCCAGGAAGAUGAUAGCCUGAAGGCUGUGAAGGACUCAUUGAUCUUGAGCUUGUCUCUGCUACCACCGAAUGCCCUUGUCGGCUUGGUCACAUUUGGCACCAUGGCACAAGUGCACGAACUUGGGUACACUGAAUGUGCCAAAUCAUAUGUUUUCCGCGGUAGCAAGGACUACAACGCAAAGCAAGUCCAGGAAAUGCUCGGCCUCAGUUCUGGAAUCCGCCCUAAUAUGCCAAAUAUGCCACAGCAGCCCGUCCGCCCGCCACUUGGCGCUGCCGCACGAUUCCUGUUACCCGUACAGCAAGCCGAGUUCCAGAUCACGAAUAUGCUUGAGCAGCUGCAGCGCGAUCCCUGGCCUGUGGCGAACGACAAGCGUCCCUUGAGGUGCACCGGUGUGGCUCUCAGCGUUGCCGUUGGGUUGCUUGAAUCCUCCUUCCAGAAUGCCGGAGCGCGUAUCAUGAUGUUCACAAGCGGCCCUGCUACUGAGGGUCCUGGUCUUGUUGUGAGCCCUGAAUUGAAGGAACCCAUCCGCUCACACCACGACAUUGACCGCGACAACAUCAAAUACUACAAGAAGGCAAUGAAGUUCUAUGAUGCCCUGGCCAAGCGCGUUGCGAACAAUGGCCACGUGGUCGAUGUUUUCGCCGGCUGCCUCGACCAAGUUGGUCUUUUGGAAAUGAAGAACCUCGCUAAUUACACUGGAGGUCAUAUGCUCCUCACUGAUAGUUUCACCUCAUCACAGUUCAAGCAAUCCUUUGUCCGAGUGUUCGACAAGGAUGCCAACGACAACCUCCUGAUGGGCUUUAAUGCGUCUCUUGAAGUUCUCACUACCAAGGAGCUCAAAGUUACUGGUCUUAUUGGCCAUGCUGUCUCUUUGAACAAGAAAUCCAGCUCUGUGGGUGAGACAGAAUGCGGUAUUGGCAACACCUGCGCCUGGAAGAUGUGCGGUAUCGAUCCAUCUUCAAGCUAUGGUAUUUACUUCGAAAUCGCAAACCAGGGUGGGCCGGCAGCCGUACAACAAGGGCCUCAGAGGGGUAUGAUGCAGUUCUUGACCUACUACCAGCACUCGUCCGGAAACUUCCACCUUCGCGUCACCACCGUUGCACGAAACCUGAGCGGUCCCGCUGGCGAUCCCACUCUUGCACAGUCCUUCGAUCAGGAAGCCGCCGCCGUGCUUAUGGCCCGUAUCGGUGUCUUCAAAGCCGAAGUUGAUGAUGGCCCGGAUGUCCUCAGAUGGGUCGAUAGAAUGCUCAUCCGACUCUGCUCACGCUUCGCAGACUACCGCAAGGACGACCCUACGUCAUUCCGACUCGAGAAGAACUUUACACUCUACCCCCAGUUCAUGUUCCACCUCCGGCGAAGUCAGUUCUUGCAGGUCUUUAACAACUCUCCCGACGAGACUGCUUUCUAUCGACAUGUCCUCAACCACGAAGAUGUUGGCGACUCCCUUGUUAUGAUCCAGCCAACACUGGAUUCAUACUCACUAGAGCAUGAAGGAAGCCUACCAGUCUUGCUGGAUUCGGCCUCCAUUCAACCCGCUCACAUUCUUUUGCUUGACACCUUCUUCCAUAUCCUGAUCUUCCACGGUGAAACUAUUGCCGAAUGGAGAAAGGCAGGCUACCAGGACCAGGAAGGCUAUGAGAACCUAAAGGCCCUUCUUGACCUUCCCAAGGAAGAUGCGAGGGAACUUAUUUCCGAACGUUUCCCGCUGCCCCGAUUCAUCGUUUGCGAUGCCGGUGGUUCGCAAGCGCGUUUCCUGUUGUCUAAGCUCAACCCGUCCACGACGCACACGACAGGAGGGUACGGUGGCGGUGUGUCAUCGCAGACCAUCUUUACUGACGACGUCUCUCUGCAAACUUUCAUGGAUCAUCUCAUGAAUUAA
Molecule: messenger RNA, 2349 nt
Organism: Aspergillus mulundensis
Lineage: Eukaryota; Fungi; Ascomycota; Eurotiomycetes; Eurotiales; Aspergillaceae
Gene: sec23
Product: GTPase-activating protein SEC23
Exons: 6
Coding region: 1-2349 (782 amino acids)
Biological process (GO): COPII-coated vesicle cargo loading; COPII-coated vesicle budding; endoplasmic reticulum to Golgi vesicle-mediated transport
Cellular component (GO): endoplasmic reticulum exit site; COPII vesicle coat
Molecular function (GO): zinc ion binding; GTPase activator activity
Source: RefSeq, a predicted model, not a curated record